CUUCACUCCGUACUAUUCUCAUCAAACCAUCUACUAUCCAACAUCUCUAUCUCUCCAUCAAAUAUCUCCAAAAAAUGCCUAUCCCCACGUACAGCGACCAAGAUACUUCGAACGCCCCCGUCACUGGUACCGCUGGCCAGGCGUCGCUUGAAACCAUUUCGUCCACAAACAGCGGCGCCGGUCGUGUCCUCGGGACUGGGUCUGGUGGUACGGUCACGGCCCCUGGACACUCCUCUGCAUCGGAGGAGAUACCAUUAAGCAAAGAGGAGGCGGACCGUCUAUACGAAGAAAGGAUGGAAGAGGAAUAUGCGAAGAGAGAAGGGGGUGCAUGAUCGAAAUCUGGCUGCAGUGGUAUUAUUUAUCGAGGUUUAGUUGGACAUGUUGCAGGGCUACGAUACUAUGAUGCUAUGAUGCCUAUAAAUGUGGAAUAAUAUGGAUACAUGGAUAUUCGUGCAGCGCAGUACUAUGUCUGGUUGAUUACUUGCCCUGGAGCUAUUCUCGGCAACUUGUAAUAGACACAGCAAUGAAUUCACCUAUCUCUAGUUCUUUUUGAGGGGAAUCCACAAGCAAGCCUAGGAGAGUGUGCAAUAACAUUAACCCCUCCAUCGUGCCAGGAAGAUCCAUCGAAAGCAAAGAGCACCAUCCUGGGAAUUCCGACCAGGUAUGGUGCCGCAAAAAAAAAAAAAAAAAAA
Messenger RNA from Aspergillus pseudonomiae, 692 nucleotides. RefSeq lists its product as uncharacterized. The transcript has a single exon. The coding region runs from base 75 to 332 and encodes 85 amino acids. The record is from RefSeq and is a predicted model, not a curated record. Lineage: Eukaryota; Fungi; Ascomycota; Eurotiomycetes; Eurotiales; Aspergillaceae.